AUGUCAGGAACUUCUACGGAAGAUGUGAAAUGGGAAAAGGAGUCGAUCCGAGAAGUGGCAGAGAGUCCUAAUAUACCGAUAUCUGGAGGCGACGGCCAUCGCGAUGGCCUUUUUCAGCGAAUUGUGGAUUCAUUCAAAAGAGUUGAAGGGGAGGUUCGAAACAGCUCUGACCUCGAAGAUGGAGAGGUAACAUCAGCUCACAGUACAAAGUUAAAACAGAAUAUGAAAACAAGACAUGUAGUGCUCAUGUCGCUAGGUACUGGUAUUGGUACUGGUUUAUUAGUUGCUAAUGCGAGUUCUUUGCACUUUGGUGGCCCCGGUGGCUUGUUAAUUGGUUAUUUUUUCGUUUCCAUAAUUUCUUACAUCAUGAUGCAAGCGGCAGGUGAAAUGGCUGUUGCUUACCCAACCCUGCCAGGUAAUUUCAAUGCAUACUCUUCCAUUUUUAUUUCGAAACCAUUCGGAUUUGCCACUGUAUGGUUGUUCUGCAUCCAGUGGACGACGAUCCUGCCGUUAGAAUUAAUUACAUCUUCCAUUGUGGUUAAGUAUUGGACUACUAAAAUAAAUGCUGACAUAUUCGUUUUAAUUUUCUAUCUCUUUAUCCUCUGCAUUCAUUUCUGUGGCGCCCGUGGAUAUGGCGAGACGGAGUUUAUUUUCAACAGUUGUAAGGUUUUAAUGGUUGCAGGGUUCAUCAUAGUGGGAAUACUCAUUAAUUGCGGCGCUGUUGGCGAUGACGGUUAUAUUGGGGGCAAAUAUUGGCAUGAACCAGGUGCGUUUGCUGCAGGUUCAGGAAUUGAUAGAUUUAAGGGCAUUGCAUAUGUUUUAGUUACUGCAUAUUUCUCAUACGGCGGUAUGGAACUUUAUGCGUUGUCUGUGAAUGAACUUCCAAAUCCAAGGAAGGCAAUUCCAAGUGCAUGUGCUAAAGGGGUAUAUCGUAUUCUCAUUAUUUACAUGUUGACUAUGGUUAUAAUUGGGUUUUUAGUUCCACAUGAUUCUAAUAAAUUAUUGGGAUCGGGGUCAUCUGGUGUCCAUCCUUCACCUUACGUUCUUGCUCUUUCGUUACAUGGCAUCAAGAUUGUUCCACAUAUCAUCAACGCAGUUAUCCUCAUAUCUGUGAUAUCUGUUGGAAACUCUGCCAUGUAUUCUGGUCCAAGAUUGUUGUGUUCCUUAGCCCAACAAGGCUACGCUCCCAAAAUACUUGAUUAUGUUGACAGACAGGGUAGGCCACUAAUGGCUUUAAUUAUUUGUUCAGUUUUUGGAUUGAUUGCAUUUGUUGCUGCUUCAAAAUACGAGGAAGACAUAUUCGGUUGGUUGGCAGCCAUAUCUGGUUUGUCUGAGCUAUUCACCUGGACAGCCAUUUGCUUAUCACAUUUCAGAUUUAGACGUGCAAUGAAACUCCAAGGCCGGUCCCUUGAAACUUUAGGUUACAGGUCAACGACCGGCGAAUGGGGCUCCUUAUACGCGGUUGUAUUCAACGUAUUUGUUUUAAUCGCCCAACUGUGGGUUGCAAUGAUACCGAUGGAUAACGGUGGUAAGUUUAGCGUAAAGUCUCUAUUCAAAUCCUGCCUGGCAUUGCCAUUGUGGUUAUCUAUGGCUGUUGGUUAUAUGAUAGUUACGAAGAACUGGACCAUAUUAAAUCCAUUGAGCUCGAUAUCUGUAGACUCGCAUAGACGCAGUUACGAUGUUGAAGUUAUGAAACAAGAAGACUUAGAGUAUAAACAAAAGAUGAAGCGUAGUAAAUGGUAUGUGAGAAUGUCAUAUACUUGGUGUUGA
Molecule: messenger RNA, 1770 nt
Organism: Eremothecium cymbalariae DBVPG#7215
Lineage: Eukaryota; Fungi; Ascomycota; Saccharomycetes; Saccharomycetales; Saccharomycetaceae
Product: amino acid permease
Exons: 1
Coding region: 1-1770 (589 amino acids)
Biological process (GO): amino acid transmembrane transport
Cellular component (GO): membrane
Molecular function (GO): amino acid transmembrane transporter activity
Source: RefSeq, a predicted model, not a curated record